AUGAAGUCCAUCUCCAUUAUCUCCCUUGCGACAGCUGUCGCAGCCGACUAUGGCUAUGGCGUUCAGUCGACCUCAUCCAAGCUCGGUUAUACUACCGUCUAUCCUGGGCAUGGCAAAGAACCAGUCACUGUUACAGCCCAGUAUCAGCCAGUCCCGACCUAUGUCAACGGUGAAUGGUCGGAAUACGAGGCUAUCUCGACUGUGAUUACUGAUGGCUAUGGCAAAGAGGUCACUGUAACUGCAGCCAACCAGGACGUGACUGUGUAUCAAACAAAGAAAACCAUCACCCACACUGUCACUGCUACGCCUGAAGGAUAUGCUCACCCAACUGGCUAUGCCCACCCAACUGGCUACUACGGAGGAUCGAGUGCACCACAAACCAAUAAGACAUGGUACGAGCUCUAUGAGGAGAUUCACGAAAUUCCUUACGACCAUAUCGGAUCACAUGCGAUCCCUGGAUAUCCCGGAAACCCAAAGUACACGGGCAACAAGGAUGAGCAGGGUAUGACAAUCAAGAAGUACUCUGGUGGAAAGUGGUCCACUUAUACGCAUACCUUUACCUACGGCGCACCCAAACCCCAGGUGACCACCUUCGAUGCCCCUGGCGUCUACACUGUGCCUGCCAACGACAUCACUGUCGCAACCCCUACCAUUGUCGCUGCCGAGCAGACCUACCACGCUGAGGCCAACAAGCCCGUCACCUACGGGGGUCAGAUCGCCGAAGUCACUAAGCCAACCACCAUCGCCGCUGUGUACAUUGGAUACGAGACUGAAGGCACCAUGACCAACACUGUCGUUCACAGCACAACUGUUACAUGCUCUACCGCCGGAACAUACACCAUUGUCAAGCCCACUACAACCGUUUACGACCACGACACCACGGUUACUUAUCCUUCCGUUACUCAGUACGAGGCCGGUGUCUACCAUCACCCUGCCGAGACCGUCACCGUCACCGCCGCUCACCAGCCGUAUACUUGCAGUUUCGAGCAGACCUCUACUUAUCCUGUUGCUACCCCUGAUGCCGUCUACAGCUCAGCCCCUGUCUACAGCUCUGCUCCCAGCUACACCACUGGAGACGCUACUACCAGCACGACUCCUUAUGCUGCUGACCCGUCCUCAGACUAUCAGGAGCCUGUCGAGAGCUACGGCCAUGCAUCUGCUGGCUACGUCAAGCGCGGUGGUGUUCUUCAGCGUCGCAAGGCGGCAUCUGCUCCCGCUAAGGCGCCUGCUAAGUUCGCCAUUCUCGUUUAA
Molecule: messenger RNA, 1251 nt
Organism: Bipolaris zeicola 26-R-13
Lineage: Eukaryota; Fungi; Ascomycota; Dothideomycetes; Pleosporales; Pleosporaceae
Exons: 1
Coding region: 1-1251 (416 amino acids)
Source: RefSeq, a predicted model, not a curated record